Nelumbo nucifera (sacred lotus) is the source of this 926-nucleotide messenger RNA. RefSeq names its product ubiquitin-conjugating enzyme E2 10. Lineage: Eukaryota; Viridiplantae; Streptophyta; Magnoliopsida; Proteales; Nelumbonaceae. The record is from RefSeq and is a predicted model, not a curated record.
GCGCGGCCGUCCUCUUCCUCUUUAAGAAGGGCCUUUCGUUUCUCUGCGAAUUUAGGGAAAUUUGUGAUUUCAGGGUCAGGGGGUGACGGUGCAUCUGUUGGCUGCUGCUGGAAAUCCGUCCCUUUCCACGCCGUUGCUCAUACUAUUAACUCACUUCACCAAAUUUUCUAAGCUUGUGAUACGACCCUAACUUUCUACCAGCUUCCUCUCAUGGCGUCAAAACGUAUACUGAAGGAACUCAAGGAUUUGCAGAAGGACCCUCCUACGUCUUGCAGUGCCGGUCCUGUAGCUGAAGAUAUGUUCCAUUGGCAAGCAACAAUCAUGGGACCCCCAGAUAGCCCAUAUGCGGGAGGCGUAUUCCUGGUUACUAUUCAUUUUCCUCCAGAUUAUCCUUUUAAACCUCCUAAGGUUGCAUUUAGGACCAAGGUCUUCCACCCCAACAUCAAUAGCAAUGGGAGCAUUUGCCUAGACAUCCUUAAAGAACAAUGGAGUCCUGCUCUUACCAUCUCAAAGGUCUUGCUCUCCAUCUGCUCUUUGCUAACGGACCCAAAUCCUGAUGAUCCACUUGUGCCUGAGAUUGCUCACAUGUACAAAACUGAUCGAAACAAGUACGAGUCCACUGCUCGCAGCUGGACACAGAAGUAUGCCAUGGGAUGAUGUCAGAAGUCCUGUCUCUGAAGGAAUGUGUAGACCAGACCAUAUGUUUUUCCUCUUUUUUCAGCAAAAUUCGUGUUCGUGGACAGUUUGAUUAGAAAUCUCAAAGACUCUGGGCUUUGUGAAAUGUAAUUCCAGGGACGUCAAAAGGGGGGCUAAACUGUAACUGUAUUAGAAGGGUGCCUUGUUGCUGCUUUCUUUUAGUUUGCUUGUCUAUUCUUGAAAUCCCUGAUUUUAUGCAAUCUAUAUUUUAUUUGGUGCAGAUCUCUUUA